Messenger RNA from Cooperia oncophora, 198 nucleotides. The record is from the annotation of a GenBank genome assembly. NCBI's taxonomy places the organism in Eukaryota, Metazoa, Nematoda, Chromadorea, Rhabditida, Trichostrongylidae.
AUGUUGUUGGUGCUCGUUUUGGCGCCGAUAAUACGAGGUUCGCCUCCAGAGAUGCGACUGAUGAACGAUCUCCUGGCUGGUUACGUUCGUGAGGAACGACCAGUAUUGGACAGCUCAAAGCCUGUGGUCGUCACUCUGGGCAUAGCCAUGCAACAAAUAAUCAAUCUGCAACGAUGGGCGAUGGAUUCAUUUCGCUAG